AUGCGACAACGGCUGGAGGAAAACAUCAGUGUUGAUAAGGUGUGUUACGAGACCGAUCUGAUCCACACCAGUGUGGAACCACAGGCAGUACUGAAGAUGCUGGUGGUCGGAAUCUCGAUGAUCAUUGAAAUGCGGUCCUGCGAGAUUACAGUCCAACAUCCGGCGGCGAAUCGAAUAGUUUGA
Culex pipiens pallens (northern house mosquito) is the source of this 183-nucleotide messenger RNA. RefSeq lists its product as uncharacterized. NCBI's taxonomy places the organism in Eukaryota, Metazoa, Arthropoda, Insecta, Diptera, Culicidae. The record is from RefSeq and is a predicted model, not a curated record. The transcript is spliced from 2 exons. Bases 1 to 183 code for a protein of 60 amino acids.